Molecule: messenger RNA, 543 nt
Organism: Salvia splendens (bonfire salvia)
Lineage: Eukaryota; Viridiplantae; Streptophyta; Magnoliopsida; Lamiales; Lamiaceae
Product: serine/threonine-protein kinase BSK7-like
Exons: 5
Coding region: 1-543 (180 amino acids)
Biological process (GO): brassinosteroid mediated signaling pathway
Molecular function (GO): protein kinase activity
Source: RefSeq, a predicted model, not a curated record
AUGAGGAUUACAUCUAUCCGAGUGUUUCGCGCGAUUGCUGCUUGUAAAAACAGUACACAGGAACUUCUUAUGUAUGACAUUAGCAGUCCCAGAAAGGUUAUUCCAGAUUUGGAUGCCCUUGAUUUGAUUAAGGAUCGAAAUCUUCAGAUGUUAACAGAUUCUUGUUUGGAAGGUCAAUUUUCCAAUGACGACGGAACAGAGUUAGUGCGUCUAGCUUCAAGAUGCUUACAAUAUGAAGCUCGUGAGAGGUCAAAUCCAAAAUCAUUAGUUGCUGCUGCAUUGAUUCCUCUUCAAAAGGAAACUGAGCUUUCAUUCCAGAUGUGGACAAAUCAAAUGCAGGAUACAUUGAACUCAAAGAAAAAUGAUUUUAUGACGAGUCGUAUCUCCUAUUCCCCGUCGUUUGUGCAGUUUAUUGAGGUUGGAACAAUGGUCUCCCCAACUGUUUAUGCUCGCCGAAGUUUGUCACAUCUCAUGAGUGAUGUGCCUGAUGAGGCCUCAAUGAUGCUGUGCAAGCACAAGUUGUAUCUCCUGCUUGGCAUAUAG